Acanthisitta chloris (rifleman) is the source of this 2204-nucleotide messenger RNA. It is a transcript of the gene GMPS, whose product is annotated as guanine monphosphate synthase. Gene Ontology annotation, biological process: GMP biosynthetic process. Gene Ontology annotation, molecular function: GMP synthase activity; GMP synthase (glutamine-hydrolyzing) activity; ATP binding. The annotation marks the transcript as partial. Gene Ontology annotation, cellular component: cytosol. The transcript has 13 exons. NCBI's taxonomy places the organism in Eukaryota, Metazoa, Chordata, Aves, Passeriformes, Acanthisittidae. The record is from RefSeq and is a predicted model, not a curated record.
AUGAUGAACAAGGUGUUUGGAGGGACAGUGCACAAGAAGAGUGUCCGAGAGGAUGGAGUGUUCAACAUCACUCUGGAUAACACAUGUUCACUCUUCAGGGGCCUUCAGAAGGAAGAGCUUGUGCUCCUCACCCACGGAGACAGUGUGGAUAAAGUGGCUGAUGGAUUCAAAGUGGUGGCACAGUCUGGGAACAUUAUAGCAGGCAUAGCAAAUGAGUCCAAAAAGCUGUAUGGAGCACAGUUCCACCCUGAGGUGAGCCUCACAGUCAAUGGGAAGAUGAUCCUGAAGAAUUUCCUCUAUGACAUUGCGGGAUGCAGUGGUACCUUCACAGUGGAAAACAGAGAACUGCAGUGCAUCCAGCACAUCAAGGACAAAGUGGGCUCCUCCAAAGUCCUGGUGCUGCUCAGUGGUGGUGUGGACUCAACAGUGUGCACUGCCCUGUUGAACCGAGCUCUGAACCGCGACCAGGUCAUCGCGGUGCACAUAGACAACGGGUUCAUGCGCAAGAGGGAGAGUCAGUCUGUGGAAGAGGCACUCAAAAAACUUGGUAUUCAAGUGAAAGUGGUGAAUGCAGCUCAUUCCUUCUAUAAUGGUACAACAACUCUGCCCAUCUCAGAUGAGGACAGAACUCCACGGAAAAGAAUUAGCAAGACCUUGAACAUGACCACAAGUCCUGAAGAAAAGAGAAAAAUCAUUGGUGACACCUUUGUUAAGAUUGCCAAUGAAGUUAUUGGAGAAAUGAACCUGAAACCUGAAGAGGUUUUUCUGGCUCAGGGAACCCUCAGACCUGAUCUCAUUGAAAGUGCUUCCCUCGUGGCAAGUGGCAAAGCUGAAGUCAUCAAAACUCACCACAAUGACACGGAACUCGUUCGGAAGCUACGAGAGGAGGGGAAAGUAAUAGAACCACUGAAAGACUUUCACAAAGAUGAAGUUCGAGUGCUGGGAAGAGAGCUUGGUCUGCCUGAAGAGCUGGUUUCAAGGCAUCCCUUCCCAGGUCCUGGUCUAGCAAUCAGAGUGAUCUGUGCUGAAGAGCCUUAUGUGUGCAAAGACUUCCCAGAGACAAACAACAUCCUGAAAAUAGUUGCAGAUUUCUCUGCAAGUGUUAAGAAGCCACAUACUCUGCUGCAAAGGGUCAAAGCCUGCACAAGUGAAGAAGACCAGGAGAAACUGAUGCAGAUUACAAGCCUACAUUCACUGAAUGCCUUCUUGCUACCAAUCAAAACUGUGGGAGUGCAGGGUGACUGCCGUUCCUACAGCUAUGUCUGUGGGAUCUCCAGCAAAGAUGCUCCACACUGGGAGUCCCUGAUGUUCCUGGCUAGGCUCAUACCACGCAUGUGCCACAACAUCAACAGAGUUGUGUAUGUGUUUGGCCCAGCAGUCAAAGAACCCCCCACAGACGUCACCCCCACGUUCCUGACCACAGGAGUCCUCAGCACUUUACGUCAGGCUGACUUUGAGGCUCACAACAUUCUCAGGGAGUCUGGUUACGCCGGAAAGAUUAGCCAGAUGCCAAUAAUCCUGACCCCACUGCAUUUCGACCGGGACCCCCUCCAGAAACAACCCUCCUGUCAGAGAUCUGUGGUCAUCAGACCCUUCAUCACCAGUGACUUCAUGACUGGCAUUGCAGCCACUCCUGGCAAUGAGGUCCCAGAGGAGGUUGUGUUGAAAAUGGUGGCAGAGAUCAAGAAGAUCCCUGGCAUUUCUCGGGUGAUGUAUGACUUGACAUCAAAGCCACCAGGAACUACGGAGUGGGAGUAACUAACUCUUUUUCUACCCAAGUACUGUGUGCAGUCUAAACCAUAUCAGAAACCAUUCCCAGUGUUGACAUGCAGUACUGUGAAAGAGUGACUGAAGCUGCUACAUCGCAUCAGAUUCCUCUCCUGGAGCAUAAACCUGCAGUUGAGAGCUGUGCUGGGGCUGACACCGACGUGGGGCUGAGGAUUGUACGGGUAACUAGUCGUGGCAGCACUGCCAGGCGGGACAGGUUCCUCUUGCUUUUGCCUUUGUCUUACCCCUUCUCCCCCUUUCCCUGUGGUUUACUGUUACCUGUCACUUCAGUGUCUCUUUGUUUUUGUACACUGUAAAAAGAGACAGUUUUAUUUACUGCUACCAAAAGCAUUGUUACAGCCUGAAAAGUGUCCGAGGAGUUCUUGGUGACCAACUGCUUCCCAAGGAUUUACUAAGAAUAAAUAUUUUGCCAAAUG